Molecule: messenger RNA, 1784 nt
Organism: Sinocyclocheilus rhinocerous
Lineage: Eukaryota; Metazoa; Chordata; Actinopteri; Cypriniformes; Cyprinidae
Product: 5'-nucleotidase domain-containing protein 3-like
Exons: 13
Molecular function (GO): 5'-nucleotidase activity
Source: RefSeq, a predicted model, not a curated record
AUGUCCACGACAGAUUUAAUUCCUGUGAUAUCAAAGAACUUUGUGAACCCAGACACCAUCUUUGCUAAUAAUCAGAUGAGUCUGCAAGACAUUGAGAUCUAUGGCUUUGACUAUGAUUACACACUGGCCUUCUACUCCAGUCACCUUCACACACUCAUAUUCAACAUCGCCCGAGACAUCCUCAUCCACGAGCACAGGUAUCCAGAGGGACUGAGGGAAUAUGAUUAUAUACCGAAUUUUGUGAUUCGUGGUCUGCACUAUGAUGUUCAAAAGGCCUUACUGAUGAAGAUUGAUGCCUUUCAUUAUAUCCAGCUGGGGACAGUGUACAGGUAGAGUGCAACAAACAUCUACUAUGAUGUUUUUACUGUUUUUAUAUAUUAUGUGAUUCGUGGUCUGCACUAUGAUGUUCAAAAGCUCUCGGAUUUCAUCAAAAAGAGCUCUCACGGUCACACCAUGAAGCAGUUCAUGGAUAUCUUCUCCCUGCCAGAAAUGACGCUGCUGUCAUGCGUUAGUGACUACUUCAUGAAGCACAACAUUGACUACGAGCCUGUUCAUCUUUAUAAAGACGUCAAGGAGGCCAUAGGAGACGUCCACGUCAGAGGAAUUAUGUAUCGAGCGGUAGAGGCUGAUAUCGAGAAGUAUAUCUGUUACGCUGAACAGACACAUGCUGUUUUACGGAAGCUAUCUAAGAACGGAAAGAAGAUGUUUUUGAUUACGAACAGCCCUUUUGAUUUUGUAGAUCGCGGCAUGAACUACAUAGUUGGUAAAGACUGGCGGGACCUGUUCGAUGUUGUCAUAGUGCAGGCCGACAAGCCAGGCUUUUUCAAUGACAGGAGGAAACCAUUCAGACGAGUUACUGAUAAAGGCGUGUUGCUAUGGGACAGAAUUCACCACCUUGAGAAAGGGCAGAUCUAUAAACAGGGAAACCUGUAUGAGUUUUUGCGGCUUACAGGCUGGAGGGGAUCAAAGGUUUUGUACUUCGGAGAUCACAUUUACAGCGACCUUGCCGACUUGACCCUGAAACACGGUUGGAGAACAGGAGCUAUCAUUCCUGAGCUGCGUAAAGAGAUCAAAAUCAUGAAUACUGAGGAGUAUGUCCACACCAUGACCUGGCUGCAGGCCCUGACCGGACUGCUGGAGCAUAUGCAGGUGCAUCGGGACUCUGCGUCACAAACGGUGAUUCAGCAGUGGAUCAAUGAAAGGGAGGAGAUGAGGUUACGUACCAAAGACAUCUUCAACGCCCAGUUUGGUAGUCUUUUCCGCACAUACCACAACCCGACCUACUUCACGCGCCGUCUCUCCCGCUUCGCCGACAUCUACAUGGCGUCCCUCAGCUGUCUGCUGAACUACGACCUCCAGCACACCUUCUACCCCAGACGCACACCCCUGCAGCACGAGUCUCCCAUCUGGCCCGAGCAGACCAGCACAGGAGCCAUGAACAUCCCCUUCCAGAGCCACAGCACAACCACCGGACCUGAGUAGAGAGGCCACACAAGACACUUGCUUUAAAAUGUAUGUACCACAGAACAGCUGCAGUUACAUCACUUUAAUCAGAUUCAGCUCUAGUUUUAAAGACACAUGUGGGUGAGUCACUUCAUAUAACUUCUGUGCUGUGGUACAUGUAAUCUUUGAAUACCUUAUUUUUGAUACCAUGUAAAACACUCUACAUGGACGAGAGAGUACUUAAGGAACUUUGUGGUGUUUUAAUGUGCCUCGUAGUGUAUUAGAGAUUUUAUUUUUGUAGUUUGUAGCCUUUCUUUCAUCACUGGCCUUCAUAAAUCUUA